ACACCACGCGUUUUGACGACAUGCCCUGAAUGUUUGUCGAGUGUCGUUGACACUUUGCAUCACCCACCAUCGAAAUAAGCUCACCAACUGCCAGCAGGCACACCGCCGCGUUGACAAAGAACACGGUUUUCACACAUGACCAAUGCGAGCCAAUAAACCCCGCCCUGCUCGAGCGACCCCGCAUCGACCAACAACUACGCGCUGAUCCCGCCGACGACAUCGCCGAGCAGCCUUUACCUCACUUUCUAUCCCGAUAACCACCUUGCUCACCUUUUGCCAUGGCGUCAGGGCCAACAACGCCAAGACGUCAGUCCAGGGGCCGUCCUAGAGGGCGGCCCAAGGGCACUGGCUCAACCAGCGCGUCUCGCGUCAGGAAGUUUCCAGAAGACCCCCCGGCAACAGAACCCCCCUUGAAGAAGCGUAAAUAUGUCCCCGGAGGGCCGGGAGGUGGUGGGAGAUAUUUAGACGACGAUGGUGGCGAAGUCCCACCCGAAAAUCUAGGGCCAGCAACUACCGUGUCCAGACAGCGAGCCUCAGCCCGGACCGAUGCGCAACCCUCCCCUACCGUUUAUCCGCGCAGAGAACGAAGCACGAGGAUACGAACGGCCGUGAACCGAGACGAACUCGACGAUAUGCAAUACAGUUCAGCAACAGCCCUGGCGGCCGCUGUCGUCCAGAGCGAGGGGUACAAGCCCAGAGAGGAGCGAGGAUGGGAGGAGUUCCACCCAAAUCUUGACAUCGAGGCCACCUUUGCGGUGCUUCCUGCCGAUGAAGUAGACGGCAUAGUCAUAAAACCAGCACCCCCAACACCUGUUGCGCUAGGUACUGCCAGCCUCCUGAAUGGCGCAAGUACCCCUACUAAGGACGGCGCGUUUGUCUUCACAGGUGCAAACGGCACGCCUAAUGGCCAGGGAAAGCCAUCAUUUUCCGGCCUAGCAGAUACCCCGAGUAGGCGUCGACUUGCCAGGCCAACAAGAGAUUCGGUCUCCUUGUAUGCCACCCGACCACUGGAUCUUGGGUUAACCCCCCAGGUCCCCAAAGUAUUGCCUAUUCACAGCCAGAACGCGAAAGAGCGGCUGGAUCUGAAGAUGCCAUCAUACCGAAAAAUCGACCGUAUCGCCCUUUUUGAGAGCAAGACGUUUGGCCAGGCGAGAUAUGUCGACAAGUCGAUGAUGAAUGUGGGCUAUCAGGAGAGCGACAACUUCAUCCGGCCUGAUCGCAAGCUCAUCAAGGCGAUAGAUGCCAACACUGAGGAGGACCUGGAACAGGUCGCUGUUGUCUCGGCGGCAGGCGAUCCAGUCCAGCACACGGCCGGCGUGGUUGGGCGUGUGGAGUACGAUAUGGACGAGCAAGAUGAUAUGUGGCUCGAGGAUCUGAACAGUCGGCGAAAGGCGACCGAACUGGAUCCAAUAACUCGUGAGAUCUUUGAGAUCACAAUAACCAAAAUUGAAAAAGAGUGGCAUGCGCUCGAGAAGAGGAUACCGAAGCCCAACCCGAAGCCGCCACAGACUCACAGACCGAGAUCCAGCUCUGCGGCUGCAGUUAAUGGCGAGCCGCAAGCUGGAGAAGAGCAGGACAGCAAAUGUGCCAUCUGCGACGACGGUGACUGCGAGAACACCAACGCGAUCGUGUUUUGCGACGGUUGCGAUUUGGCGGUUCACCAAGAAUGCUAUGGUGUGCCGUUUAUUCCCGAGGGGCAAUGGUUGUGCAGGAAGUGCCAGUUGAUUGGUCGUGGUAUUCCGACAUGCAUUUUCUGCCCCAAUACCGACGGGGCUUUCAAGCAGACCAACUCGUCCAAAUGGGCACAUCUGCUAUGCGCCAUGUGGAUCCCCGAGGUGUCUUUGGGGAACCACACCUUCAUGGAGCCGGUGAUGGAGGUCGAAAAAGUGCCCAAGACGCGGUGGAAGUUGACGUGCUAUAUCUGCAGUCAGCGCAUGGGAGCCUGCAUCCAGUGUUCUAACAAAAACUGUUAUCAGGCCUUCCAUGUCACCUGCGCCCGGCGCUGCCGGUUGUUUCUCAAGAUGAAGAACAGCCAGGGCGCUCUCGCUGUGCUGGACAGCAUGCCGCUCAAGGCGUAUUGCGACAAGCACUGUCCCCAAGACUAUGCAAAGGAGAAUGCAGUCGCUGAAGCGACAAAAGAUGCGAAGCGCUUCUACAAGCGGACCAUGAAGGGGCGCAUUUGGGCCAAUAGUCAAGCGUCGGCCCUUCAGUUAGCCGCUACCCACCGCCAUGCCAUAACUGAGCACCCCCCUGACGAGUCCCAGUUGACAGGCGCCAAAAUGAAUACUGUUCUCGGAGAUAAGAAAAAGGGACAGCCGGCCAAGAAUAUCUGGAAGCUGCCGUCGGGUGCACCCAUUAUCCCCCAAGCUGUGUUUGACACGGUGGAGAGCUCACUCUCUCGCUUCCCGAUACGGAAGCGCAAAGACUAUGUCGCCGAAACAUGUCGCUACUGGACCCUCAAGCGCGAGGCCAGGCGUGGAGCCGCCUUGCUCAAACGGCUGCAGCUUCAAAUGGAGACGUUCUCGUCAAUGGAGUUGACACGGCGUAACUUUGCCGCUAUGGGUCCGUCUGGGAAGACAAGACUGGCCAGAAGGAUCGAGUUUUGCGGCAGCCUCGUCAAAGACCUGGAACAGCUCAAGGAGUUGUCUGAUGCAAUUGUCCAGCGUGAAGCCUCCAAGCUGGAAGCGGCCGAGUUGGAGCAGGACUUUGUCGACAGUUGCUAUUUCCCGGUCUACAAGAAGCUCCAACCGGUGCUUGACAAGGCUUUCCUACUUGACAAGAACAUCUUCAAGCCGGGCUUUAGAGAGUUGCAAGACAAACUGGACCAGCGGUUUUACACCACCACACUACAUUUUGCCACCGAUUUGUGCCAAGCCAUCAACGCAGGCAUCAACGAUCCGCCAGCCGUGCCGGCAACCGAAGAAUCUCGCGGCAUCGGCAUCGAUGCGUCUCCAGUCAAGAACGGCGGCAAUGCAGAUGUCAAAGACCGUAGAAGGAUAGGAAAGCGAAUGCUCAAGUCACUCCAGCCACUUCUCGAAUCCGCCUUGCAGGCAGAGGCGGAAAUAUGCAAGAAGCCUCUCGAGGGUCUGCAGGCGGAACUCGAGGCCAUAAUCGAGGCUAGCACUGAGCUGAGACAGCCCGGUCCGGCAGCUACUAUCAUGGUGUCAGGAGACGGCAGCCUGGCCCCUGGUAUUCCACAAGAUGUCGACAUGGCGGACGCACCUGUGGAAGGCCAAAUUAUCGUCGCUGAUCAGUUAGACGAAGAUGUCGAUGCCGACGGGGAUCCAGACGAUCCCAUGGAAGGCACCGAGCACAUUGGCGAUGGAAGCAUAGAGGUCAAAUCGGACGAGCACGACGCCGAAAUAAACGGUGCCUUGUCCUCUGCCCAUUCCGUCACAGCAGAAGAAAACAACGACACUCAACGGACUGACAUCCCGCAGAUACUUACCAACGGCAUUCCCAAGGAAUCAAACUCACCACCCUCCCUUGCCGGCUACAAUCCUGCCUCCAACCCGCAACCACAAAAUCACUCUGGUCCACUGAGUCCACCGCAGUCAAACGGCUCCUUCGGCAUCAACCAACAACAAGGACACCAUAAUGUCCUUUCUGACGGUGGUAUUCCGUGGUACCUUGAAGAGUUUGAGCUGAAGGGGACGUCAGCGGUGGAGAAGCAGUGGGCCGGGAGGGAAGCGGUGCGAAGUCUGAGUGAAGAGUUGACGGAUAUGGACGAGGAGGCGUUGAGAGACUUGGAGUUUGAUGUGGAUGAUGAGAAUACUAUUACCGCUAGUCCGGUUGAUGUUGGCAAGGGGAGUGGGGGGUUGAAGGUGGAGGCGGGAACGCCGAGCGGGAGGAGGAAGAGGGCGGAUGUGAGUAAGUUUAGGAAGGGGGUUAGGAGCUCUGCUAGGAGGAAGUAAGUGAUGGGGGUGUAUGAUAUUGAUGGGUGAAGGAGGGGGCUUUCUUCUUGGCUUGGGACUUGUGACCAGCGACUCUUUUUUUUUUUUCUUUUUUUUUUCUUGGUUCUUUUUUACUUAUGCGUUUUUGAUCGAUUCCCCGGUUGGUUUUUGUCUUUUCUUUUAUCACUUUCUUCUUUCUCGUUUGGUCUUGUCUCUUUCAAGAAUUACAUUUCUAGUUGCUAUAACCGUUAGGUUUUUUUUUCCUUCUUUUAUUUUUAAACACACAGAGUUUGCGAUUUUGGUUUCUUGUUUUGUUUUUAAUUUUCUUUUUUAGGUGGGGGUAUAACUUUGGGAGGGAAGGACAUCGGAUGGAUGGUAGGGAAUGGGGGAAAGAGGGAGGAAAGGAGUUGAUAAUCAUUUUGACUGGUUUGUUAUUCGCGAUGGUGUCUGGAGUUUUGAGGGGAUGAAAUGAGGAGAGGAGAGGAGUGGAGGGAGGUGGGGGGUACAUAGUUGGUGGUGACAUUGCUUUUUGUUUUUGGAGGUUAUGGGAGGAGAUAAGAGAGGUGUGAAUAUAAUAUUUUUGAUAUUUCCUGCGACUAUGGGUGAUGAUGCUAGCUAGCUAGGUAUGAUCCGCCAACUUGAUAUGUCUGCUUCCCUGUCUGUCUGUGCUUUCUUUUUUCGCUUUGGGAUAUUCCGAUCGUCGGGUGUGUGUUUUCAAUCAGGUGGGACAUUUGGGGGCAACGGCUUUUUCAUGGGGCGUCAGUGUGGUGGUGGCUCAGUGGUGGAUGUUUUUUCUUUGAUGAACGCCUCGAGAUGUUCAACUCGUUUUGUUGAGGCGCUGAUGGUGGUUGUCUGUUGGCACCCGUGGUGUGAAUCCCUCAGUAUCUUCCCCCAUGCUUCCGCUUUGGCGAGUCGGAACGGCGGUGAUCUUGGCGAAUUCGUGCCAGUAGCGGGCCCGUUGCUUGAAGAACACGGCCUCGUCGGUAUCAUUGCCGAAGCGGUGUUGGGUAUCGAGGAUUUUUGCUUUUUGUAUCCGGAGGAAGUUCUUGUGCUAUUUGUUGCUGUUUAGUUGCUCUAGGAGGCUGUCGAUGGUGCGGGGGGAGACGUGGGAGGGGGCGGUGGGAUGACAUUUUUGUGAGCUGGGAGUUUUGGCUUUGUCUUGUUUUGAUGGGGGGUUGAUGGAGACGGAAAAGGGUGGUGGUG
Podospora bellae-mahoneyi is the source of this 5096-nucleotide messenger RNA. RefSeq lists its product as uncharacterized. The record is from RefSeq and is a predicted model, not a curated record. The transcript has 3 exons. Gene Ontology annotation, cellular component: MOZ/MORF histone acetyltransferase complex. Gene Ontology annotation, biological process: regulation of transcription by RNA polymerase II. NCBI's taxonomy places the organism in Eukaryota, Fungi, Ascomycota, Sordariomycetes, Sordariales, Podosporaceae. Bases 279 to 3914 code for a protein of 1211 amino acids.